Andrographis paniculata is the source of this 1328-nucleotide messenger RNA. RefSeq names its product AT-hook motif nuclear-localized protein 23-like. Lineage: Eukaryota; Viridiplantae; Streptophyta; Magnoliopsida; Lamiales; Acanthaceae. The coding region runs from base 262 to 1113 and encodes 283 amino acids. The transcript has a single exon. Gene Ontology annotation, cellular component: nucleus. Gene Ontology annotation, molecular function: DNA-binding transcription factor activity; minor groove of adenine-thymine-rich DNA binding. The record is from RefSeq and is a predicted model, not a curated record.
UAAUUUAUAAUUAAUUCAUAUGGUUGCUUCUAUUUCUCUCUCUACUAUUUCCUCCUUCAACCUUUCCUCUCUCUUUGUCUUCCUCCUUGGUUUAGAUUCUAGGGUUUGGUUUUUUGGUUUCUUGCUGCUUUUGAUAUGAUUAUUUGAUUAUAUAUAUAAAUAUAUUAGGUGAUUUUUUAUUAGGGUUUCGAUUGUUUUUGUUUAAUUUUAAUUUUCUUGCUUUAAUUUGGUGCUUGUAGUACUUUUUUGUUGUAUGUAAUAAUGGCUGGCUUGGACUUGGGAUCGGCUUCGCACUUCGCGGCUCAGUUCCACCGGCCGGAGCUUCAUCUGCGGCGGCCGCUGCCGGCGGAGGACCACGAAUCCAAUAGGGAUCAAUUUUCCGGCGAGAAUACGGACGACCACUCAUAUCCAGGGCUGGACCUGGUCACGAAUUCCGACGGCGGGGACGCGUCGGCGCGUCGGCCGCGUGGGCGGCCGCCGGGGUCGAAGAACAAGCCGAAGCCGCCGGUCAUAAUCACGCGCGAGAGUGCCAACACGCUCCGGGCGCAUAUACUGGAGGUCAGCGGCGGCUGCGACGUCUUCGAGGCGGUGGCGACCUACGCGCGGCGGCGGCAGCGGGGGAUUUGCAUCCUGAGCGGCACCGGGACGGUCAACAACGUCAGCCUGCGGCAGCCGGCGGCGGCCGGCGGGGUCGUGGCGCUACACGGCCGGUUCGAGAUUCUCUCGCUGUCCGGUUCAUUUCUGCCGCCGCCGGCCCCGCCCGGCGCCACCAGCCUCACCAUAUACCUCGCCGGCGGCCAGGGGCAGGUCGUCGGAGGGAAUGUUAUGGGAGCUUUGAUCGCGUCGGGGCCGGUCAUCAUCAUCGCCGCGUCUUUCACCAACGUCGCCUACGAACGCCUGCCGCUCGACGAGGACGACGGCCUGCAGAUGCAGCCGCCGCCGUCUCAGCCGCCCGGCGGUGGCGGUGACGGGGAGGGUCAGUUCCCCGAUCCGUCUCUGGGGCUUCCAUUCUUCAAUUUGCCAUUGAAUAUGCCGAACGGACAGAUGCCGGCGAUGGACGGCGCGUGGGCGGGGAAUACCUCCGGCGGCGGCGGCGGGCGGCAGCAGUUUUAGGAGAAGUAAGGUCAGAACAAAUAUCAGCCGUAGAUUAUCUUUUUCUUCAACAUCAUCGUCUUCACCCAAAAAUCGUGUAAAUUUAGGUCAUUAUUGUUACUCCACUUUGCUUUUUUUUUUUUUUUCUCUUUUUUUGGGUUGUGAUUUUAAAACAAACAUUGCACUUUCAUCGUAUUUAAUUUCCUUCGAUUUGUUGGAUUUCUUUUGAUAAAAUU